Molecule: messenger RNA, 1897 nt
Organism: Bursaphelenchus okinawaensis
Lineage: Eukaryota; Metazoa; Nematoda; Chromadorea; Rhabditida; Aphelenchoididae
Source: the annotation of a GenBank genome assembly
AUGGCGACCGUGGCCUUCCCUUCUCUACCAGCACAAAAUCUGAGAUUCCGUACUCAAAUUGACACGGAUUUCCGAGAGAUUGUCGCCGAUGUGGAUGGAGACUUAUACUUCCUUCCUCUCCACAACAUCUCCAUCAUUGAACGCGUGGACCUGGAUAACAACAAGGUGUACAUCAAGUCAGUCGAGAACCCAGAUGAAGCUGAGCGAAUGGUAGAGAAGAUCAAGAAGCACUUUGAAGACGCGGACAUGUACGACAACUAUGUUCAGUUGGAGAAUGUGCUGCCCGAUCAGGAGUACAUCUUCACCUUGGCAGAAGGAAACUACAAGAGAGGUCGUGUUGUUCAAGUUCUGGACAAUUCUCUGGUUAGAUUCAAGGACAUUGACGAGUUAGAGGUGUAUUAUGAUGUGGAAAUUCAGAAGGUUCGUUCAUUGGGCUUCUUGGAGUACUUGGACUACGCCGCCGCUUCUAUCACUGAGGUCAAUGUUCCAGGUAAAUCUGUUUUUGAUGUCUAGAAAGCUUCAUUUUGAAUAUUUUUUUGUUUGUUCAAGUUAAACCGAUUGUUUUCAUAUUUUUUACAUUCCAUAAGGUAUUUCCAAUGUUUUAUCGUGUAUUCCAGAAGGAUUUCUGUUCAGUCACAACUGGAUGAGGCAAUUGAAGAGGUUCGACUUGGUCAAAGUCAUGUUCUUCACCACGAAGAAGCCAUAUUAUGGAGUUUUUGAAGAUUGUAAGUUUAUUUUUAAUUAUGUAAAGCGUUUUUUGCUUUAUUUUCAUAUUACGGCUUUUGAAGGUUAAUAUUGGCUUAUACAUUGCAAAUGAUGGUUUAGAUAACAUUAACGGUUGGACUUUUAGUUUCUUGUGUACUUCCGAGUUGUAAUCCAUUGCUGAUGGGGAGGAGCUUGUUUCCCGAGGAAUAUUCCCUGUUCGAAGCAGCUCUGAUUGGUGUUAAGCAGAUUUGCAAGAAGGGAUAUUACCCUUAUUUGACGUGGAACAACAAGAAAAGGUUCUCGGGAUUUGUGGUCGGAGAAGAAGAGGGAAGCAACCUCUUUGUCAGGGAUGCUGGUAAGUAUUUGAUAUUAGAGAAAGGUUUGAUUAUUAUGUUAAGUUGUAAACGUUUAAUCACUAUUUUUGGUAAAUAGUUUAGGUUCUUUGCUCUUACUUUAAGGUUCUUUUUAGAUUGUUACUUUACCUUGGCACAUGUCAAGUUAAUGUUGCUGCCGUUGGCCGACAACGAAGAUUAUUUGGUCAAGAAGAUGGAGGACAUGAGAGUUGGGUGUGCUUAUAUUGUUCGACAAGGAUCUGACUAUGUAAGUUUAUCAUUAUUUGGGUAACUAUAUAUUAUAGCAAAACGUUGUAAGAUUUUACACUAUAAUAUUUAUAUUUUUUAUGUUGAUCAUUCUUUUGGUUUUCUUUGGACUUUUGGACCGGUUUUAAUCAACUGCUUUAAGCCAUUCUUCCGUGCUCAACUGAUGCAAAUCACUGGAGACAAGUUCAUCUUCUCGAACGUCGACUUUCCUGGCAGUCCACUGAUAAGACAAGAGUUUGGAAUGUUCAGCAAGGGGAACAUCUUCUUCCCACAUGAAUCUCUUCUCAUUCCUCGUUUGGUAUGUUUGAGAUUUGUGAUUUUUUGAACUUUUGGCUAAAACAAUAUAACAUUAUAUUAGUUUUCAUUAAAAAUUAAAAUUUUAUUAAAAGUAAAACCUUGAAAUUGAGUUUUUAUAAUUUUGCAGUUAGUAUCUUUGCUUCAAAACGUUAACUAUUAUGUUUCAGUACACAACCAUCACCGUAACCAAUCUCCAGGAGAUCAAGGAGGAAGUUGGUGGAUCCUUGUUCAACCUUCCUCUCACUUUUGAGUUUAACCAAGACCUACAAGAAUAUUCAGCCAAGAUCUGCAAGUAA